AUGGAAAAAGAAAAAUUUGUUCAACAUGAAGAUUUAAGACAUCAAGUAGAAUAUUCCAAAUCAAAUAGAUCGUCAUGUAAAAAGUGUAGAUCAACUAUAGCAAUGAAUGCUAUUCGUAUUGGUGUUGAAACUCCUUCCCGUGUUUUUGAUGGCUAUGAUGUUAAGUGGUACCAUUUAUCAUGUGUAGAUUUUGCCAAGUCCAAAGUAUUUUAUAUUAAUCAAUUAAAGCAUUAUGAACUAUUAAGAUGGGACGAUCAAAUUAAUAUUAGGGCAGUUUUAAAACAAUCUGAUGAUAACUUAGAUUCAUCAUUAAAAACUUACUAUGAUGAAGUUUGGAGAGUUAAAGAUAUUAUUGGUGAACAGUUAAAGCCAGCCAUUAUUAAAAAGUUAUUUUUAGAAAACUAUCCAAAAUUAGAUUCACUCUCACCAAAUUACAAUCUUCAUUUUCUUGCAGAUGGUCUAGUAUUUGGUAGAAAUGGUCCAUGCCCCACAUGUAAUGGUUUAACAGUUUUAUAUGAUGGCAAGAAUUAUUAUUGUAGAGGUUAUACUUCAUCUUUUUCACGUUGUAAUUGGCAUGGCAGUUCAAAUAAAAGAUAUCGUUGGGUUCUUGAUAAAAGUGUGAUACCAUCAAGCGCAAAGUUCUUUAAAGAUUUUCAUUUCUCUCACAUUCAUCCACACGAAAACUUGGAUUUGGAGAGUAUUGUUCCAUUGGGCAGCACUAGUAAUUGGAUCGAUAACGAAGGUAACAAUGAAGAAUUAAUCGACUCUGAACCAUCAGCAAAAACAUUUUUAUUUAAAGAUAACAUCAAAAAGGACUCAGUUUUAUUAAAAGUCGAUCCAGAGUUCAGCAAAGCCAAAUCAGGUGAGAUUGUGGUAAAGAAUGACGAAGAAUAUGGCGACUAUGCUUUCAAUAUUAGCAUGAGUUAUACAGAUUUGGUCCAUAAUAAUAAUAGCUUUUAUAUUUUACAACUUAUUAAAGUCCGUUCAACUUAUUGGGUCUAUUGCAGAUGGGGUCGUAUUGGUACCUCCUCUGGUGGUACAAUGGAACACGAUCAUUCGUCCUUUGCCAGUGCAUCAAAAGAAUUUGAAGAGCGUUUUGAAGAUAAAUCGGGUGUAAAAUGGUCAGAGAGAGCCAACUACAAAAAGCAAAAUGGUAAAUACUAUUUGGUAGAUCUCGAAGAUAAUGUUAGUACUGAUGAUUACUAUGAUGGCUCAUCAUCCGAACCACAACCAUCCUUUGAUACCAAGCCAUCCAAGCUUCCAGUUGCUGUACAGGAACUAGUUAAAACCCUUUUCGAUAGUGACCUAAUGAAGAAACAACUAUCUGCACUUCAAUUUGAUGAAAAAAAGAUGCCACUCGGCAAAAUUUCACAAAAUCAAGUUAAAAUGGCAUACAAGGCUUUAACCCAAAUUCAAGAUAUUAUUGAAACUGAUGAAAAAGAAAACCCAUUGAAACAAAGUCAAUUAAUGGAAGCCUCAUCACGUUUCUAUACUAUUAUUCCACAUUCGUUCUCAUCUAUUGGUUCAAAGAUCCCCGUUAUAAAUAGCACAGAGCUUUUAAUUAAAUCCAUGCGUUUAGUUGAUGCACUUAGCGAAAUUGAAGUUGCCAACAACCUUAGAAAACUCUCUCAAAAAGCUUCAUCUGGUAAUUCAAUUGAUGAUAACUACUCCAUUCUUAACAGCAAGCUUGAAGCAUUAUCAAGAGAAUCCUCAUUAUUCAAAAAUGUCGAAGACUAUCUUUUAUCUACAACCGAUCCAAACAUCGAGAACCUUUCUAACUUUGAAAUUCAAGAUAUCUUUUCAGUUGAGAGAAACGGUGAAGAGGAACAAUUUAAACAAUGGGAAUUCAACCAACGUAUGUUAUUAUUCCAUGGAUCUAGAAUUACAAAUUGGAUUGGUAUUUUAUCAAAUGGCUUUAGAAUUGCACCCCCUGAAGCUCCAAAAACUGGUUAUAGAGCUGGCAAAGGUUUAUAUUUUGCUGAUACAAUCAAUGUAUCAUUGGGUUAUUGUUACCCAACCAAAGAGUAUCCAGUUGCAGUGUUAUCAAUUUGUGAUGUUGCACUAGGUUCAUCUUUACCAAUUUAUCAAGAUACCUAUAUGGAAGAACCAAUGUACGGUUUUAAUAGCACAAAAGCAAUAGGUAAAAAAGCUCCAGCACUUUUUGACUCUUUAAGAGGAAGUAACAGUUUCGAAGAAGAAUCAACAAUCCAAGUCGGUCCAAUCAUAGAAUCUAGUGUUAUCACAUCUUUUACUCAUAAUGAAUAUGUAAUUUAUAACAAAUCACAGUGUAGAACUAAAUACUUGGUUUUAUUAAAACUAAAAUAA
Dictyostelium purpureum is the source of this 2325-nucleotide messenger RNA. RefSeq lists its product as uncharacterized. Bases 1 to 2325 code for a protein of 774 amino acids. Gene Ontology annotation, molecular function: zinc ion binding; NAD+ poly-ADP-ribosyltransferase activity; DNA binding. Lineage: Eukaryota; Evosea; Eumycetozoa; Dictyosteliales; Dictyosteliaceae. The transcript has 3 exons. The record is from RefSeq and is a predicted model, not a curated record.